Messenger RNA from Echinostoma caproni, 1076 nucleotides. Lineage: Eukaryota; Metazoa; Platyhelminthes; Trematoda; Plagiorchiida; Echinostomatidae. The record is from the annotation of a GenBank genome assembly.
UUUGGAACAAACUUCCGCGCCUGAUCAUGCCUAGUCUGUGCAAACGAAUCAGAGCCUGCAAUUCGUGCACAUCGUUCCGCACUUGUCAAUCACAUUGUCCGAAGUGGAAAACAUGCUCCAAGUCGUCCGGGGCCGAGGCCAAAGCGAACAGGGAGAAGCAGAUGGAUCCAUUCGAUCGGGUUCUGGAACAUACUGUCGGCUCUCAUGGAUUUUGGCAAUGGUCUGUUCUCGUGCUUGGAGUUAUUGGAUUACCUACAUACGAAGUGUUCACCGUAUUCGGUCUUACCGAACCUGCCUAUCGUUGUCGUAUGCCGGAACCGGUCGAGAGUAUUUUACAUAACGUCACGAUGACAGAGGCAGUCAACAUUCUGUGGGGCAUGAAUAACACUGAACGAGCUCACAUAGAGACGUAUUAUCCGGAUAAGUGUUAUCACCGACUAGAAGGCGUGUGGCAAUUGGUUGAACAGAAUCAAACCGAUUGGACUAGCACAACUCCGGAUCAGUUAGCUCAACUUGCUUCCGGUCAGCCGGUCCCAUGUGAUACUGGUUAUGUUUAUCAGAAUGUGCCGAAUCAAUAUCCGUCCAGUGUGAUCGCCUCGUUCGAUUUGACUUGUGACCGAGCCUGGAUUGCCCCGCUCAACACUACCAUGUUUAUGCUGGGCAUGUUGAUAGGAUACUAUACGAGCGGUUGGGCCGGGGAUCGAUUUGGUCGACGUCCGACUUUGAUCGUGUGGUUUGUCGUAUUUCUCAUCACCGGUUACUUGGCCUCGUUCUCACCGAAUGCGAUCUGUUUGUGUCUGGCUCAGUUUGUUCUCGGUGCGGCAGACAGUGCCCGUUUGAAUGUUUUGUUUGUUCAAAUUUUCGAGAUGACCACCGCUCGUUGGCGUUCGAUCAUGUGCAGCUGUUGGACUGUACUACAAUCGUUUGGCACACGUGCCGUAACGGCUCUAUUGGCCUACCUUUUGCCGGAUUGGCGUUGGCUACUAGCCGGUAUGACCGGAGUCGGCACGAUCGGGAUUGUGUACAUGUGUCUCUGCCCGGAAUCACCACGAUGGCUUCUGUCACAGGGUAGAACA